AGCAGCAGCUGAAGUUAAUAAGCUGCCGAACCAGGGGCAAGGAGGAUAGUGGCAAUUACACAGCAAACUGUGAAACAGUGUUUCUCCUUUGAUACUUCCAAAAUGAAAAUUGAUAUUCAUAGCCACAUUCUACCUAAGGAAUGGCCUGACCUGAAAAAGAGAUAUGGAUAUGGUGGAUGGGUACAGCUGGAUCAUCACUGCAAGGGACAGGCAAAGAUGAUGAAGGAUGGAAAGAUCUUUAGAGUUAUUCAAGAGAACUGCUGGGAUCCAGUAGUGCGGAUUAAAGAGAUGAACCUAUCAGGAGUUACAGUCCAAGUCCUUUCCACUGUCCCUGUGAUGUUCAGUUACUGGGCGAAACCUCAGGAUACUUUAGAUCUAUCCCAGAUGUUGAAUAAUGACUUAGCUGAUACAGUAAGAAAGUACCCCAAGAGGUUCAUAGGCUUGGGUACGUUACCUCUGCAAGCUCCAGACCUGGCUGUGAGGGAAAUGCAUCGGUGUGUGAAGGAACUUGGAUUUCCAGGAGUACAAAUAGGAUCUCAUGUCAAUGAGUGGGACCUGAAUGCACCAGAACUCUAUGAUAUUUAUGCUGCCGCUGAACAACUAAAUUGCUGCCUUUUUGUACACCCCUGGGACAUGCAGCAGGACGGAAGGAUGUCCAAAUACUGGUUUCCUUGGCUGAUAGGUAUGCCAGCAGAAACAACCAUGGCCAUUUGCUCCAUGAUUAUGGGAGGAAUUUUUGAAAGAUUUCCGAAGCUGAAAGUUUGCUUUGCACAUGGAGGAGGUACUUUUCCAUACACAGUAGGGCGAAUCUCCCAUGGAUUCAACAUGCGCCCCGAUCUGUGUGCCAUGGAUAAUAAGGUGGAUCCAAGAAAAUACCUCGGUUCAUUUUACACAGACUCUCUAGUCCACGAUCGUGGUGCACUAAGGCUCCUAACAAGUGCAAUAGGAGAGAACCACGUAUUUUAUGCCAAUUUUUCACAUGAACGAGCACACAGCAUACAAAUAUCUGAACACAACACAUGCAACCAUCUGUCUUCGGAGGGAAGAAGACUUGGUUGCAUAGCUAACACACUAGGAGUGUUGCUCAUCUGCAGAGACUUAGAGGACUUCUCUAAGGCCAGCUGGAUAAAGACAAGGAUUGCAAUUCUCAUUUCUAUAGGUGGGUACAAACUGAUGCUCAGAUUGUAAAGAGCCUAAUAAAUAGCAGCAAUAAUGCUGCUUCUAGGUUUUCUCAUUAUUUGACAGCUCUUAAUUUUGCUGCCUACGAAUAGACCGCAUUAUUAGGCGUGAAACACUUUAAACUAGAGGAAAAAGGAAAAAAUGACUAAAGUAACAUAUGCAGAUUGUGCCAAUGAGGGGGUGGGAUCUCUGUCUUUGAACCUUAGACAAGAAUUCACAAGCCUUUCCAGCCUACUUAAUCUUAACUAUUAAGCAUCUGGGAAGGUAUUGGGUUUUCUUCUCCUUUACUAAGAAAUCCAUUAUCUAUUCUAAAGCUGUAAUGCUUAUUGAUUUGGUUUGGUUUUGAACGAUGGCAUAUGUUGGUAUUUCAAAUGUUCAGGAAAUACCCCGGUGUCCAACUGAACAUUGUAAAUAAAAGGUAUUUAGCUGUUCAACUGUACACACAUCCAAAUACAUUUCAUGUAAUCUGCACUCAGUCUGAUGCAGAAGACAGAGGGCCAUAAACCCCCCGUUCUAAUCUGAUGGCGACACUUUUGUAAUAAAGUAUAAUACAACCACAUAGAACAGAACAAUAGAAUUCGUGUCUACACUGAGCAUCGCCUAGGCUUUGUGGGGGGUUUUCGGGUGACAUCUACUGGAGAUCAAGUAAAUAGCCAGCAAUUGUCAAAAUUAGUUACUACAAUAACUGAAAUAUUCUUUCAGUAAUAGUAACUGAGUUCAAAUACUGCCGUGAGCCCCUCAGAAUUCAUGAGUUUGACUUCAAAUUCAUGAGACAUUUCAAAACAGAUAUUUUUAAUGAAAAACGUGGCUUUCAAAUAUUCACGUUGGCAGGAGAUUAAGCUUAAAAGCAAAUAGAGUUCUGAUAAGAUGAAGUGAGUUGGCAAUGUUCACUCCCUAGAGCAGAUGAUAUGAGGAAAAAUCAAUGCAAAGUGGAGCUGAACCUAUCACAAUGUGGAUCCACUGGGGCUCUGUCUAUUUAUUUUCAUCUCUGAUACCAGCAACAAUGCAUGUAGAUUUUUACUCAAUUUUCUUUUCUCCGACUGCUUCUUUCAGAAAUAAAUGAAAUCAUGUCACUCAUAUUCCCAUACAUAUGUUUCAUACAGUUAAUAUCAUAUCCAGUUGUAGCCAAAGGCCACGACACUUAAAAAAACAGAGACUUCUGAAAAAUGUAUAUGAAAUCUGUAAAUGAGAUUUUGGUUUCACUAGCUGGAGCUGAAUGCCAAUUAAAUCUAUGCUUUUAAAAUUUA
Messenger RNA from Centrocercus urophasianus (Greater sage-grouse), 2426 nucleotides. RefSeq names its product aminocarboxymuconate semialdehyde decarboxylase (gene ACMSD). Lineage: Eukaryota; Metazoa; Chordata; Aves; Galliformes; Phasianidae. Gene Ontology annotation, cellular component: cytoplasm; cytosol. The transcript has 10 exons. Gene Ontology annotation, biological process: secondary metabolic process. The record is from RefSeq and is a predicted model, not a curated record. The coding region runs from base 103 to 1188 and encodes 361 amino acids. Gene Ontology annotation, molecular function: carboxy-lyase activity; hydrolase activity.